CUUUCUGGAGGACACCUGCUCUGGACCAGCCUCAGGAUGUUGACCAUUGCUUUUCUCGCCCUUCUUUGUGCCUCAGCCUCUGCCACAGAGAUUCAGCCCAGGGACUCCUCCUACAGUGGAGAAUACGGAGGCGGGGGAGGAGAACGAUUCUCCCAGUCUGGAAACCAGCUGGAUGGCCCCAUCACCGCCAUUCGCCUCCGAGUCAGCAGUUACUACAUCGUAGGUCUCCAGGUGCGCUACGGCACGGUGUGGAGCGACUAUGUGGGUGGCACCUCGGGAGACCUGGACGAGAUCUUUCUCUACCCUGGGGAGUCCAUCGUCCAGGUGUCGGGAAAGUACAAGACCUACCUGAGAAAGCUGGUCUUUGUGACCGACAAGUUCCGUUUCCUGUCUUUCGGGAAAGACAAAGGCACGAGUUUCAACGCUGCCCCCCUGUACCCCAACACUGUGCUACGAUUCUUCAGUGGCCGAGCUGGCUCCCUCAUUGAUGCCAUCGGCUUCCACUGGGACUUCUACCCCUCUGAUUACGAGAGCUGCUGA
This is a messenger RNA of Odocoileus virginianus texanus, 540 nucleotides long. RefSeq names its product zymogen granule protein 16 (gene ZG16). The record is from RefSeq and is a predicted model, not a curated record. Lineage: Eukaryota; Metazoa; Chordata; Mammalia; Artiodactyla; Cervidae.